CGAUUGUGUCAUACGAUCUUCAAAUGGGAAAAGUACGAAAGUAUAAAUACUAGGAUUUGACUCGGUAGCAACGUAUAGACCUCCCUUUCGCCCUUCAAUGACCUCCCGACCAAUAACGCCGCCGUGGCAACUGCCCCCUCCUUGACGUUUCCAUGGCGGGGAUAUCCGUUAAACGCCAUACCCUUCUUUCUCGCUUCAAAAUCCUUCUUCCAUCACAGUGUCUUUACCAUAAAUUCGCUGAAGUCAGAAAUAAACCUCGACCCCGUAGCGACAAGGGCUCGGAUUUUGAACCAGGCGAAAUCAGUAUUUCUAAAUGGAAAAAGAUGGAUUCCAGAUCCUUAGGGAUAAGCCGAACAAUGGUCCCCUCAGCUCCCUAUACUCUUCUAAAGAUUCUCCAAACCCAAGGAUUUGAAGCCUACUUGGUUGGUGGUUGUGUGAGAGAUUUACUUCUAAAUAGAACACCAAAAGAUUUUGAUGUUAUCACUACAGCUGAUCUUAAUCAGAUUAAGAAGCAGUUUCAUCGAUGUCAUAUUGUGGGGCGCAGAUUUCCUAUUUGUAUGGUGCAUAUAAAGGGAUCAAUUAUUGAGGUAUCCAGUUUCAAGACUUUGGCAAAACAUUCUGAAGAUAAAGAAAAAUUUCUUGUAUCUCACAUGCCUAGAAACUGUGACAAAUCAGACCUUAAACUCUGGAAAAACUCCAUGCAUCGUGACUUCACUGUUAACAGCUUGUUCUUUGACCCUCUUAUGCACAAGAUCUAUGAUUACUCCAAUGGAAUGAAAGAUUUAUUGGAGCUAAAACUAAGAACAUUAGUACCUGCUAAUUUGUCAUUCACAGAGGACUGUGCAAGAAUACUUCGUGGAUUGAGAAUUGCAGCUCGUCUUGGGUUAUCAUUUUCAAAGGAUAUUGAGUCAGCAAUUCAUAAACAUGCUUCAUCCUUAUUGGAUUUAAGCCAGAGCAGGAUCAUGAUGGAGAUUGAUUAUAUGCUGUCAUAUGGAGCUGCAGAAUCUUCAAUCCGUUUGCUUCACAAAUAUCACAUUCUUGAGAUUUUGUUCCCAUUUCAGGCUGCAUAUAUUUCUAGACAGACUUCUGGAUCUGAGCAAUGUAGCAUGAUGAUGUUAAUGAAGAUGUUUUUGCAUAUGGAUAAGCUUUUUAGCUGUGAUCAUCCAUGUACAUUUCGGUUAUGGAUUGGAGUUUUGGCGUUUCAUCAAGCACUUGUAAAAAAACCACAAGAUUCUUUAGUAGUCUUGACUUUGGCUUCUGUUUUAUAUCAUCAAGAAUGGAAAGGUGGUGUUGAGUUUGUAAGGCAAUGUAGUCCAUCACCAGUUAGUUUUAAACCCGAAAUUUCAGAAUCAUCUGACUUGAUAUCUGAUGAUGAACUUUCUGAAAAAGUAAGCCAAUUAGCAUUGAAUGUGUUGGAUUCGAUUAAUGGUUUGGUGAAAGAUACGGAUAGGAUGCAGAAAACAAAGUCAAAACUCCCUCAUUUAAUAUUCAUAUCCAAGAACUCAGGACAUGGUGCUGCACAACUUUUUAAUGUUGUUGCACAUAAUGUGGAGAAUUACAAUAAGGGAAGAAGUUGUUUUGAGAUGGAGUAUGGGUUACUUGGAAAGGGUGAUGUUUCAGAAACUAGAUUUGCCCUAGGAAAGAUCAUAUUGAAUACUAUGGGGUGUAGGGUUGAUGAUGAAGAAGAUGAAAACAAACAGCUUAUAGAAGAAUCUGAUUCAAGAUUAUGGUUACUUAAUGAUGCACAUAUGAAGCAGAAAUGGAGCACUAGAAAGAAGCAAAAUAUACUAGUUACAGAGGUGAAAAAGAUUAAAGAUGAACAAGUUUUUGCAGAAGAGAUGAACACAUUUGAAUCCAGAAUCCAGAAACUUGCAAGCAUAUCAGUAGGAAAUGAAAGGUUCCCAUCUGAAUUAGAAUUAGAAGCUCAAACAGAAACCCUAAAAGUAGAUGAUGAGUCAAAGUCAAUAACUCAAGAACAAAUCCUUAACAGAAGAAGCCACAAAAGGAAAGGAUCAUUGUCCAUUCUGUCGUCCCUUUUCAAGUGAAUCUUAAUCUGGAACACCUUCACCUUUGCUUCUUCCAUAUCUUGUUUGCAACUAAACUCAGAUCUCUGUAACAUUUUGGGGCUGUUUGAGAUGCCUCUUACUGGGCCUGGUAAGAGGCCCAGUCCGACUCAGUCAGAUUCAGAUUGUUUGUACCACAAUUAGAAGCCUCUGAUCAGUCAUGUUUUCUCUGAUAUGUCUCUUUCUGGGUCUGAUAAGAGGUUGAGUUGACUCAAUCAACAACUAUCAUACAACUCAUUUGUCAUAUUUCAUUUUUAGGCUAUUAAUGACAUGUUCACUAAAUCAACCAAUAAUAGUGACUGAGUGUAGUAUGAUGUAGAAUUUUGAUGAUGAGGUAGGUGUACUGUUUUUAAUUCAUAAAAAAUUAGUG
Lactuca virosa is the source of this 2433-nucleotide messenger RNA. NCBI's taxonomy places the organism in Eukaryota, Viridiplantae, Streptophyta, Magnoliopsida, Asterales, Asteraceae. The record is from the annotation of a GenBank genome assembly.